Molecule: messenger RNA, 1608 nt
Organism: Neogale vison (American mink)
Lineage: Eukaryota; Metazoa; Chordata; Mammalia; Carnivora; Mustelidae
Gene: CCDC159
Product: coiled-coil domain containing 159
Exons: 10
Coding region: 18-1058 (346 amino acids)
Source: RefSeq, a predicted model, not a curated record
AGGCUUCGCGCGUUUUAAUGCGAUGGUGUCCCCGCGGGAUCAAAUUUCAGCGUCACAGCUGGGGACUGGCUUCGCGGUCCUUGAGGGAAGAGCAUGAGCAGGUGAAGCCCUUGGAGACCAACUCUUCCAAAGUCAAAGUUAAGUCCACCAUGAUGAUUCCUGACUCCCAGAAGCUCCUGCGCUGCGAACUGGAGUCACUCAAGGCCCAGCUACAGGCCCAGACCAAGGCUUUUGAGUUCCUGAACCACUCAGUGACCAUGCUAGAGAAGGAGAGCUGCCUGCAGCAAAUCAAGAUCCAACAGCUUGAAGAGGUGCUGAGUCCUAUAAGCCGCCAGACAGAGAAGGAGGGACCCAAGUGGGGUGUGGAGCAGGGACGCCAGGAGCUGUAUGGGGCCCUGGCUCAAGGCCUGCAGGGGCUACAGAAGACCCUGCGUGACAGCGAGGAGGUGCAGAGGACCCGCACCACUCGCUGCCUGCAGCUGCUGGCCCAGGAGAUCCGGGACAGCAAGAAGUUCCUGUGGGAGGAGCUGGAGCUGGUGCGGGAGGAGGUGACCUUCAUCUAUCAGAAGCUCCAGGCUCAGGAGGACGAGAUCACAGAGAACCUGGUGAACAUCCAGAAGAUGCAGAAGACACAGGUGAAGUGCCGCAAGGUCCUGACCAAGAUGAAGCAGCAGGGGUAUGAGACAUCCAACUGGCCGGAGACCGAGGAGGUGCCAUCAGGAGGCAGUGGCUCCUGGAGGGAUGACCUCCAAAAGGAGCUGAGUGACAUAUGGUCCGCUGUGCACAUGCUGCAGAACUCCUUUGAUGGCCUCAUGUCCUCUGGGGGCUGCCCCAGGGCCUCGAACCUCAAGGGCUAUAGGGGGAGCCCUCUGCUCCCCUCCUGGGACUCAGACUCAGACUCAGACCAGGACCGUUCCCAGCUACUCUUCAUCAAAAGCCACUCCUUCCCAUCUGGUACGGAACCUUCCCUGCCCUACCCCACCCUUUCUCUCCUGGCUAUGCCCUCCAGUGCCACAGAAGAACACUUGAAGCUCCCAACCUGGGCAUCUGCUCCCUGAUUUCCAACCCUCGGGUCCUCGGGACUACGCUGGGCCCUCUCUCUCCACAGCCUGAGCAGCCGGGACUGCUCUCCCUGAAGACCCCUCCAGAGAGAAAAUAAACUAGCCAAGACCCUCUUCCACCUGUGGACUGUGGCUCCUGCUGCUUCCUGUGCCUGAGAAUGACCACCCUCACACCCAGUUUCCUUUCCAGUGUUGGGGAGGGUGUGGGGACUCCAGAUGCUGUUCAGAAUGUGUAGGAUUAGGGGACAGUGUGAGGCCAGAUUUAAUAAUAACAAGGUCAGGGGGCAGUCUGUUCCAGAUAUGAGGAUCCAGAGGGCCCUGGCACUCUAGUCUACUGCCCCAGAGGGGAAACUGAGGCACAGGGAGGGAGGGUCGAGGUCCAGGGUCACGCUCGCACCCUGCCCUCCUCCUCCCCUCUGCGCCCCCACCGCCUAGUUCUCCUUCAGCCCGCAUCCUUCAUUCCCUCCCAAAUUUGUCCCAACACUCUUCGGCCCCACCGAGAGCAACAGAGGCCCCGCCCCGGACCAUGCUAAUAAGACGCCGCGAG